GUCCGUUUUAGUCAAAACAUGACCGGAAAAAAUCCCAAAAAACGAAGAGAAAAGAUGCAGAAAUCGUUCUCGUUGAUCCAAACGGUGGCAAUCUCCGGCGUUUUCUCGGCCGUCUCUUGCUGGUAUGGAUUCGUGUUCGGUAGAGAAUCGGCGAGAAAAGAGCUCGGUGGUUUGAUCGAAGAACUCCGUAGCAGCGGUGGAGGUUCUGACUCUGCUUCUCCUCCUCAUUCUUGAGUUAGGUCCUUUUUGAUUUCCAGAAUGUUCCUUUUGCACUCUUGGUUGAGUAAUUUUUGUGUAAACUAUUUGGGGAUCUCGGAUUUCAAAUUCAAAUAAGAAAAAAGAUUACAAUCAA
Messenger RNA from Raphanus sativus (radish), 352 nucleotides. RefSeq lists its product as uncharacterized. The transcript has 2 exons. The record is from RefSeq and is a predicted model, not a curated record. Lineage: Eukaryota; Viridiplantae; Streptophyta; Magnoliopsida; Brassicales; Brassicaceae. Bases 19 to 234 code for a protein of 71 amino acids.